AUGAAAGAGAGGUGGUGUUACAAAGCGCAGGAGGAGUUAGAUUGUCUGGUUCCAGUUAAAACUGUUCAGCUUGGUGAACCAGCAACCUUGACAUGUGCUAUUCCCAAAGAGCUCAGCAUUAGGGGACUCAAAUGGUACAAGCAGAGCGUCGGGGAUACUCUUAAAUUAAUAGCUACUCUGAUUCAGUCUAAAGCUGAUUUUAGCCCUGGAUUUUCGAGCUUAAGGUUUCGGAUAAAUAAUGAUGCAAAUUUUAGCAGCCUGACCAUUUUGGAGACAGUUCAAGAGGAUGAGGGUCACUAUCAUUGUACAAACACAGAAUGGAUUGGAACUACAUGGAGUGGAAUCUAUUUGUUAGUUACAGGAAAAAGUCAGACGACAUCAAACUAUGCAGUGAGUCAGUUGCUGACUGAACCAAAUCCAGUCCACCCAGGAGACACAAUGACUCUCCAGUGUUCAGUCUUUUCUGACUCUGACAAGAAAACAUGUCCUGGAGGUUCUGAUGUCCUCUGGUUCAGAGUGGGAUCAAAUAAAUCUCUUCCAAACAUCAUCUACACUGACAGAAAUAGAAGUAAUGAAUGUGAGAAAAGAUCUGACCAUCAGAAGACAUGUGUUUAUCGCUUCUCUAAGAAUGUCAGCUCCUCCGAUGCUGGGACUUACUACUGUGCUGUGGCCACAUGUGGGGAGAUAUUAUUUGGAAAUGGAACUACAUUGGUUAUUCAAGAGUCAUCCUCAAAAUCAGCAUUUAUUCACCUGGGAGUAUUAAUUGUUUGUUUGGGCAUUUCUGUCAUUGGAAAUGUUUUUCUCAUGUGCAACCGAACAGUAGGUAAACAAGUUAAAGGACCCGGCCCACGUAGACCGCGAAGGCCGGGUCCUCCGAAGGAUGCAGCCGACGUUUUGGGACACAGCUUCUGUCUGCGCUUGAGUCUGUCCAGUAGCCAUGACAGUAUGAUAUCAUCAUGUUCCCUAGCAACCACCUACAAACAUGCUGGAGUGACCAAAUUUAGGAUAUAA
Messenger RNA from Pelmatolapia mariae (spotted tilapia), 1011 nucleotides. Its product is annotated as signal-regulatory protein beta-2-like. NCBI's taxonomy places the organism in Eukaryota, Metazoa, Chordata, Actinopteri, Cichliformes, Cichlidae. Gene Ontology annotation, biological process: response to bacterium. The transcript has 6 exons. The record is from RefSeq and is a predicted model, not a curated record. The coding region runs from base 1 to 1011 and encodes 336 amino acids.